AUGACCCGUUUCUCACGCUUUGUCCUCCCUUUGUUCGCACAAAGCGCACGGUCAGCAGUUCCUUUCGCCCACUUCAUUAACGCUCAGGCCGCCUCGCUUCACAUUUGUCCUAGAUCGAAACUCUACUUAGCUCAGCAACAUCGUUCCUUUGCUUCCGAACAUCACCAUCAGCACGCAGACUCGAUCAGCACAGCUCUGGGCUCGCCAUUCGAUAGCUUCUACACCCUCCAUCAUCUCGCAUUCGUCGACCAGUUCAUCGAAUCGACCUGGACACCCGAAGAAAUGGCCAAAGCAAUCAAAGGCGGCUACUACGCCGUACAAGAAGGUCGACAACCUGGCAUCUAUAACACCUGGGCAGAAUGUGAAGCAGCAACAAAAGGCUUCUCCAGAGCAGUGUACAAGAAGUUCGUUACCAAAAAAGAGGCAGAGACUUUUGUCAAGGGCAACGGAUACGGUCGCGCUCCCUCCUCCUCCUCUUCUUCCGCUGCUGGCAGCUCCUCCUCAGUCGCAAGCACAUCGAAAUACAGCGGCAGGGGUGUCUUGAGCAAACGCAAGCCUUCACCAUCCUCACACCACACCAACAGCAGCGCUUCUUCAUACAAACGACCUCAAAUCUUUCCUCCAUCAGGACCAAAAACGAUCGUCUACGUCGACGGCUCAUGCCUCCACAACGGCAAGUUUUCCGCUCGAGCAGGGUACGGUGUCUACUUUCCUGAUUCCUCUCUUUCUCAUCUUUCCGAGUCACGUCGUCUUCCUGGUCCGCCCAAACAACAAACGAAUAACCGAGCAGAACUCACUGCUAUCAUCCGCGCCAUUCAGCUCUGCCCUGACGACGACUCGCGGCUCGAAAUCUACAGCGACUCGAAAUACUCAAUGAGCUGUGUUAACGAUUGGAUACACAAAUGGAAGAAGAACGGGUGGAAGACUCAGAUGGGGAAAGAAGUAGAGAACAAAGAUCUGAUUGUGAAACUGGAUGAAGAGAUGGAAAGGAGAGUUCCGAGACCAAUAUUGAUUUAUGUAUAUGCACACGCGGGGAUAGAGGGGAAUGAGGUGGUGGAUAAGAUGGCCAAGCUAGGUGCUAGUAUGCCGGAGACGGAGAAGGAUUGGACUAUAAGGGAAGAAGAGAAACAGGAGAAGAAGAAGGAUUGGACUAUAAGGGAAGAAGAGAAACAGGAGAAGGAGGCGGGCGGGGCUAGAAGGCUCGAUUUCGGAGGGUUUACGAUCGAUAUUAGGGUUCAACCUAUGGCUAGUAGUGAUGCUAGUAGAUAG
This is a messenger RNA of Ustilago hordei, 1269 nucleotides long. RefSeq lists its product as uncharacterized. Gene Ontology annotation, biological process: DNA replication, removal of RNA primer. Bases 1 to 1269 code for a protein of 422 amino acids. The transcript has a single exon. Gene Ontology annotation, molecular function: nucleic acid binding; RNA-DNA hybrid ribonuclease activity. The record is from RefSeq and is a predicted model, not a curated record. NCBI's taxonomy places the organism in Eukaryota, Fungi, Basidiomycota, Ustilaginomycetes, Ustilaginales, Ustilaginaceae.